AUGAGUUUUUCAGAGAACGUCCCCCACGCUUUAGUGGUUACAGCGCACCAGUCUCUCCCUCCACUGCAACCUGAGGCGCCGCCUGCAGUCCAGCGUAUUCAGAGAGUGCCAUCAUUUGUCGCGCUAGAAAAGAUUGCUCAGAUACAAAACAAAACGCCUUUCGGCCUCUCGCGUUGGGUCCUUCUCGGUAUCUAUCUGUUAUAUGCGUUUCUAGCCGGGCCGUGCUACUGGAACUGGACAGCCUUUGCCGAUAUAUUUUUCCUACGUGGUGAGUAUGUAUGGGACUGCGAGCCGAAUACACUUGAUCCGACAAAAGGUAUUCAGCAACCAAAGUGUGAUACCCAAGAUGUGUCAGUUCAGCGGCUUUUCACGAUUACCGUGGCAUGCGAUUUCUCUUUUUCGUGCCUCGCUGGGUUUCUCCUCGAUUAUGCGGGUCCGCGUCUUACAGGCGUGACCGGGACUACAAUCCUUCUUCUGGCGUGGUGUCUUCUGGGAGCAGCAGAUGAAACACACCCCACGCUAAUUCCAGGAGUUAUUUUGUGGGGGCUGAGCUUCUCAGCGGCCUUCUUUCCAUGCUUGUCCGUUUCCAACCUCUUCCCCACUUCCCGCAACACAGUAAUCGGGUUGCUUGGGGCAUUUCGCACCUUGUCUAAUGCCACUCCCCUGAUACUGCGAAGCAUAGCCAUGAACAACCCUACACUGGCGCCACGUUUGUUUUAUGGAUACGGUGGGUUGUGUAUUGGAGUUUGCGUUAUUAUCGCCACCCUCUUGUUCCCGACGCGUCAGUGGCAAGUUCUUCCCUCCCUAGCAAAAGCUGCUGGAUUGGUGCCGACCGAUGCUCGAACAGGGGAGGGCGUUACACCGACAAGUCCCAGCGAGGCCGAUGCUGUGCGCGGUGACAGGGGAAAUGUAGAACUCAUAGGGGGCGGUCGGGGUUUUUCUCGGUCGCUUUCAACGUUCAGAACCAUCACACUGAUGGCCGGGGGGGAUCGGGAUGAGGACCAGACGCAUAUCGACCUUUUAGAAGCGGCGGUGCUGCGGCAAGACACUCUGGUGACGAUGCAACGUGGCACAACAGCAGCCAUGGUGUCCCGACGAGCAGACUGGCAGGCAUUCCUCCAGGAAGCGUGUUCUAUUGUCUUUAUUCCUCUGUGUGUAUAUGAAGCCCUCAUGCUGCUGUCAAACAGCUUCUUCUCUUCGGCCGCUCGUCACCUCCUUCCCGCGGCAUACGAAGCGAACCAGAUCAUCCAGAUCUUUGCUUUUCUGCCUGCUCCUCUGCUGGGACUCCUUGCAGACAAAACCGGGAUUCUUGUUACCAUGGCAGUAUUGAACGGGGCUGGACUCCUUGCAUUCAUCCUCGCGAUCAUCCCGGAGGUGCCCGCCGCUGUGGCAUGUCAGUACCUCGCUAGCCUCUGCAUAGCAGUCAACAGUUCUUUCAUCAUCAGCCAGGUUUACUGCUACAUCAACCAGAGUUUUCAGGAAGGACAUGCGGGCAAGCUCAUUGGCCUUGCAUGCCUCAUUGCGGGGCUUCCUUCUUUGGCAGCCAACGCAAUGCUCUCCACCGCUGUAAGUGAAGGGUUUCCCAAUAUUAUGGCUCUUUGCAUAGGAUUUCUCAGUGUAAACUUUUUUCUCAUUGGAGGAUUGGCUGCCGCUCGCCGUCAGAGGGCUCAGAGAGUCCUUGCGGAGACCGAAGUCGCCUUCCAACCAGACAUGGCAGCAGCGUGA
This is a messenger RNA of Neospora caninum, 1725 nucleotides long. RefSeq lists its product as hypothetical. The transcript has a single exon. NCBI's taxonomy places the organism in Eukaryota, Apicomplexa, Conoidasida, Eucoccidiorida, Sarcocystidae. Gene Ontology annotation, biological process: transmembrane transport. Bases 1 to 1725 code for a protein of 574 amino acids. Gene Ontology annotation, molecular function: transmembrane transporter activity. The record is from RefSeq and is a predicted model, not a curated record.